Anoplophora glabripennis (Asian longhorned beetle) is the source of this 1448-nucleotide messenger RNA. Its product is annotated as rRNA methyltransferase 3, mitochondrial. Gene Ontology annotation, biological process: RNA processing. Gene Ontology annotation, molecular function: RNA binding; RNA methyltransferase activity. The transcript has 3 exons. The coding region runs from base 96 to 1382 and encodes 428 amino acids. The record is from RefSeq and is a predicted model, not a curated record. NCBI's taxonomy places the organism in Eukaryota, Metazoa, Arthropoda, Insecta, Coleoptera, Cerambycidae.
AUUUAAUAAUAUAACCUCAUUUAUUUUGUUCAGAAUCAGAACUACAGAAUAACAUCUUGCGAAUAUUUGACACAGUAUAAUUUAUAUUACUACGUAUGUCUACCUUACUUCCUUAUUUUAUUAGGAGAUUUGUACCACUUCAGUCCCAACAAAUUCGAUACCUACCGAGAUGGAGUCACCGAAGGCCAGUUCGAGCAAUACCAGCAGAGGAAUACGACGAAGCUAAGGAUAUUCAAAUACGGAAACCAUUGAUAAAAACUGCGGAAAAGGAACAAAAUACAAAAAUAAAUUGGAACCAAUCCAGGAUUAAUUCCUUGAAAUCUGAAAAUGAAACAAUUUCAGAGAAACCUCCACAUAAAACUAAAACUGGGAAAAAGACAAAACCCCUUUCAAUAUCAAAAGUCACUAAAUCUAAAUCUAACAAAGAAGCUAUAGAUAUGUUGGAAACGAUUAUAGAUCAAGAUGGUAAUUUCGUAUAUACUAAGAUGAAAAAUAAUGAUUCUAGAAUAAGUUCCAUAUUAGUCGAAGUAAAAUCAAAAAAAGAGAAAGACAAAAGGGAUUUAAUACUUUUAGAAGGUAAAAGGUUAAUCAAGGAUGCAUUAGAUGCUGGAUGUAAAUUGAAAUACAUAUUGUUUAGUAGAAUUGACGAAGUCCAAUUUAUAAAACCAUUCUUACCGAAAUUAGGGGCAAAAUUAUACAAAAUGCCUUAUAGGGAAAUGCAGUUAUGGUCUGAUCUAGCAACAAACCCCGGAAUUAUGGGUAUCUUCAAAAUCCCUGACACAGAAUCUUUUAAAUCUACCGAUAUUAUCCCGCUGACUGUAAUCUGUGAUAAUAUACGAGAGCCAAACAAUUUAGGCGCAGUGUUGAGAACCUGUAGUGGCGUAGGAUGCGAAAAUGUAAUUUUAACAAAAGGAUGUGUCAAUGUUUGGGAUACAAAAGUGCUUCGAAGCGCAUCCGGUGCUCACUUUAAACUUCAUAUAACUAGACGGUUAGGUUGGAGCGACGUUAAAGAAGAAUUACCUCCAGAUUCAAUGAUUUACAUUGCCGAUAAUAGAAAGGUUAGCACUGUUUCCGACGACAACUCCGAGGUACAAAAUUUGGAGGAAACGGUGCAGUCAGUGCCAGUAUUGCCGUAUUACGGUGUCGAUUUCGGUACGGCCCGGCACAUCGUUUUAAUAAUUGGUGGUGAAACCGAAGGCAUUAGCGCAGAGUCGUAUGAAUUGGCUGCGGAAUUGCAAGGCGUACGGUUAAAUGUUCCCCUGAGUAAUGAGGUGGAUAGUUUAAACACUGGCACGGCUUUAGGAGUCAUAGCUUUCGAAAUUAAACGGCAGUUGUUGAAGAGUCAGGAUGAGGGGCACGAUUAUAUAAGUUCAAAAUAUUAAACUUUUUUUAAACGUUUGCUUUUUAUAUUAAUGUAAGUCUGGAAAAAUAAAUGUUUUAGUAUUUCA